Messenger RNA from Epinephelus lanceolatus (giant grouper), 1328 nucleotides. RefSeq names its product trace amine-associated receptor 13c-like. Gene Ontology annotation, biological process: G protein-coupled receptor signaling pathway. NCBI's taxonomy places the organism in Eukaryota, Metazoa, Chordata, Actinopteri, Perciformes, Serranidae. Gene Ontology annotation, cellular component: membrane. The record is from RefSeq and is a predicted model, not a curated record. Gene Ontology annotation, molecular function: trace-amine receptor activity.
AGUGAUGACAGUGAAGAGGGCAAGAGGUUGCAUCAUUCAUCAGGUGUUCGGAACAGCUGGGAGGGCUGGUUUGAGAAGGAUAAAACAACUGUCUGAUGGGGAGUUCAAUCUGUUCCCUCCCCCCUGAUGGACAGCACAGAGGGCCCUCCGCUCUGCUUCCCCAACCUCAACUCCUCCUGCAGACGUCUGCUGCGCCCUCGCUCUGACACUGCUCUGCUCUACACCCUGCUGGCCUUCGUCUCUCUGCUCACUGUGACUCUCAACCUGCUCGUCAUCAUCUCCAUCUCCCACUUCCGGCAGCUCCACACCCCGACCAACACCCUGCUCCUGUCUCUGGCUGUGUCCGACCUGGUGGUGGGGCUGCUGGGGAUGCCCAUCGAGGGCCUGCGCUACAUGGAGACGUGCUGGCUGCUGGGGAGGCUGCUGUGUGCUCUAACUCCUUAUGUUUCUUACUGCAUGCUCUCUGCCUCUGUGGGCAACAUGGUGCUCAUAUCCAUAGACCGUUAUCUGGCUAUCUGUGACCCACUGCUCUAUUCCUCUAAGAUCACCCUGCACAGAGUUCAAAUAUCAAUCUGUUUAUGCUGGGCCUGCUCUCUUCUCUACAACGGGUGUAUCCUAAUGGGACACUUAGGGCAGCCAGACAGGUUCAGCUCCUGCCACGGGGAGUGUGUGGUGGUCAUCAGCCACACCUCAGGAACUGUUGAUCUCUUUUUUACAUUUGUCGGGCCCUGUACUGUCAUGGUUGUUCUCUAUAUGAGGGUGUUUGUGGUUGCCAUCUCUCAGAUGCGUGUCAUUCGGCUGCAGACUGCUGCUACCGCUGGCACUGCAGCUCCAACAGCUAAAAAAUCAGAGAGGAAGGCAGCCAGGACUCUUGGCAUUGUGAUAGCUGUGUUUCUAUUGUGCUUCUGCCCGUAUUACUAUCCCGCUCUAGCAGGUGAAGACACCUCCACGAGCUUGUCAUACUUUGCAGUGUUGUCUUGGAUCAUGUUGUUGAACUCCUGUGCAAACCCUCUGAUUUAUGCUCUGUUCUACCCCUGGUUUAGAAAAGCUAUCAAACUCAUCUUCACCCUCAGGAUACUGCAGCCUCACUCCCAGGAGUUCAAGAUCCUGUAGAUUAAAUCAGCAGUGCUUGGUCCCUUUUCAGUACAAAUGAAACAUGCUGUCUGUAACACCUGUGUAUAUGUGAGUGUGUGAGUGUGUGCUGUCUGGCCAGACUCACCGUGUAUUCAGUAUACCAGUGGCCUCAGCUGCAGAGUUUCUCGUUUCAUCACACAUACUGCAGAAAAACAUUUCUGCACAUAAAAUGAAUGAAAAAUAUUGAAACAUAA